AUGAUGUUGACCACUGCAGCUCUUAUUCUCAUUGUCACCAGUAAAGUUGUCCUAGGACAGGACGACAGAGAGUAUUUUGGAGGAGAUAUUUUUCAAUUGGAUAUGGCCGUGAAUUCAGUUGAUGACCGAUAUGAUGGCUGUAGAGAGAAAAUGGAAAACCUGGUGAGAACAAAAUAUCUAAAACAAGAAAUAUGUGCUGACUUAUCUGGCUUUGGAGCAGCUUGGAUAAACAGUACAGGAAAAAUAUCUGAAUCAAAAAAAUUGAAAAUGCACCAUUUAAGUGCCAUCACUGUGUACACUGGUCUUACAGUAAACCGUGCAUUCAAUCAGGAUGUUAGGACUGGUAGACAAAAAUACAAAGAAAAGAAAUACACAUGGUAUUCGCUUCAUUUUUUGUUGACAGAAGCGAUACAGAUUCUUAAGAAAAAGCAAAAUAAAUGUAAAUUAACUUAUCGUGGUACCAAAGUUAUGUUUAAUGAAAAUGUUCAGAACAAAGAGAUUCGAUUUGGUUCAUUUGCGUCCUCCUCUCUUGAACUUAAAAUAGCAAAGCGGUUUGGAAACGAAUCUUGUUUUGAAAUUAAAACAUGUUAUGGUGCUGAUGUGUCAAAAUACUCCUAUUUACCUUAUGAGAAAGAAGUGUUGAUUCCCCCAUAUGAGACAUUUAAAGUCACUGCUAUAAAGAAGAGAGGUGCCUGGUGUAACACUGUGUUUAAACUGGAGAGCUCUGGGAUAAAAAGUAACUUAAACUGUGCAGUGGCAUCAGUCGAGCCCAGGAGAUAUCACAAUGUCAUUAUCUCUGACUGA
Paramisgurnus dabryanus is the source of this 804-nucleotide messenger RNA. NCBI's taxonomy places the organism in Eukaryota, Metazoa, Chordata, Actinopteri, Cypriniformes, Cobitidae. The record is from RefSeq and is a predicted model, not a curated record.